GUUCUGUCUAUUUAAGGCCGGUGCCAACUCUUAUAACGUAGCAGCUACUAGCUCUGUGGUUUCAUUCAUAUUGUAUUCUAUUAUGCAGACUUUUCUCCAUUCUAUAAAACUAAAAUAUAAAUAAUCUAAUAUAUUGUCUUAUAAAUACUGUACCAAGUCAAACUACUGUAACACUUAUUAACGGAAAUGAUAUUUCCAAAAUCUUGUGACACUUUCAUUGUUCUCUCAAACCUUACCAAGCACAAAACUGUGAUAUUUGGCAAAAACUCCGACCGUCCACAGAAUGAGGUACAAGAAGUUGUUUAUAUCAAAGGGGGUCGUAGAGACAGUAAGCUUAAGUGUACUUACAUAACAAUAGAAGAAAGUUCCAACCCAAUUAAUGAUGUUAUAUUAAGCAAACCAGCAUGGAUGUGGGGAGCUGAAAUGGGUGCAAAUGAUAAAAAUGUUGUUAUUGGAAAUGAAGCAGUUUGGACAAAUAACAAUGAAGGAGAUGGUGACGCCAGACAGAAGCGCCUUCUAGGAAUGGAUCUGCUUCGGUUAGGCUUAGAACGAGGAAAUUCUGCAGAAGAUGCAUUAAAUGUCAUUACUACACUUCUAGAAAUGUAUGGCCAAGGAGGACCAUGCUCAGAACAUGAUGACAGUCACUUUUAUCAUAAUUCAUAUAUAAUAGCAGAUCCCAAAGAAGCAUGGAUACUAGAAACUAGUGGAAAAUUAUGGGUAGCUGAGAAAUUGGACAGUGGUUAUAGAAAUAUUUCAAAUGGUUUAACAAUAACUACUAAAAUUGACAAACAUUCCAAGAAUCUACAUGAAGUGGCAAAAAUGAUGAGGCUUUGGGAUGGUCAGACCGAAUUUAACUUCACUGAAUGUUUCUCCUCUGGAGGUGAUGAGUUGAGACAGCAAGAAGGUGAAAAACUCUUAAAAAUUGCAACAGCAGAAUCAUCAUUUGAUGUCAAAGAUAUGUUUCACAUAUUGAGACAUAAAGAAAGCCAUAUUUGUCGAGGUUGUGAUGACACGUUUCCUACGCAAGGAAGUCAGGUAUCAAGUCUAUCAUCCGAUGGCAUCAACGUUCAUUGGUUCACUGCAACUCCGGACCCAAGUGUAUCUUUAUUCAAGCCAUUUAUAUUUACAUCUAACCCUCAAAUCUCGCCUUAUACAAAGAGCCCUAAUGAGCCUCUAAGAGAACAUUAUUUAUACAAUCUUCAUGCAGCACAUGUAACAAAAAAUCCCAAUAAGAAUAUAUCAAAAAUAUUAAAGGAUAUGGAGAAUGGGUGCCUUGAAGAAAUAGAUGAUUUCAUUAAAAAAAAUAAAUUAGGACAAAACUCUUUGGAUGAGCUUGACAAUCUUAUGAAAAAAUGUGUUGAGACUGAAAUUAAAUUGUAUGGUUGAUAUAACAAUAUAUACUAAUAUAUUAUUCACUGUUACACUUUUGUAGUCUAUGUUUCAUUUUUAAAGGCAUUUCGUAAGAUGAUAUAACAUCAUAAAAUAAAGCUUUUAUAACAUAUACUUAUGUGGUUAUUGCAUGUACAUUUAUUGGUAUAUUUACUGUUUUAGUAAGUAUUGAAAUAGUAAAAAUACCAUAACUGUUACACUACACUAAUUAAAUUCCAAAUUGUCGAUAAUGUACAAUCACAUAUUUUCUAAAAUUUACUAGCAUUGUAGGUACCAAUUAGUGCUGUUAGUCAUGUCAUAGUAAAUUUUAUUAUUUGUAAGUCUUCUUGUGAAAGUCGUUUUGCACUAGCUUGAUUUAACAUAAAAAAAAAGUAGAUGUAAUCGUUAGCUGACCACAAUCAUCCUUUCCACAUUCCAAUUUGUAUUUUUUGUCUAAAAACCUUAAUUUAACUAAUACGAUAAUAUUAAAAAAAAUGUACCCGUAUUGGUCGAACCGCUCUUAACGAGCAUUUACGUUUUAUUUAUAUAGAUGUAAAUUAUUUAGAUCCAUAAGGAUUAUACUCGUACUAUAGACUUUUAUUAACUUCGACACGAGUCGUCGUCGUCGAUACGAAUACGCUAAGACACAAUGCAACACGUAAUUCAUAGUAUGAGAUGAUUACGCGACGAACAACCUCAUAGCCUGCCGAAGCUGACUAUUAGAGGUUGAUCGUCCCGUGACGUCGUUCUUCAAAAUUACUCAUUGCCGAAGUUAAAUUCUCAUAAAUUACGCAAAACUAGUUCAAAAUAAUACUAACACUUUCAAAAUUGCCAAAGAAAUGCGUUUUUUGAAACUAAAAUGACGACUCGUGUGCGAAGUACUUAGAUUUCCUAUUGUAUCGUUAUUUGCUUCGUUUUAUUUAUAUUUAUCAAUAUUUCCAAAAUUACGCAUAUUGAUUAAUGUGUAAUACUUAGAUAAUAAUUAUAUUAUAUGAUUUUUAUGACCAUAAUAGACUAGUUCUUUCUACCUAAUACUUCAUUUGGUUUCAACAUGUAAAUUGUUGUGAAUUGUGAUAUACCACCAAAUUUAUUAGUGUAUGGUAUAAUAUACUUGUGACACGACUUUGUGUUAUUUAGAUUAUUUUCUAAACCAAAGAAAAAUGUAAAAGCAUGACGUUAUCGUCCAGUAUGACGUUAUAGUAGAUUAUCUGGUAAAAUUAGAAAGUCCAUUGUUAAAAAAAAAAUGUAUUAAUAACUUGUUUGCACUUCAAUCCUUAUUGUGACGAUGAUCAAUGAUUACUACAUUUCUAAUAAAUGUCUGACAAAA
Galleria mellonella (greater wax moth) is the source of this 2695-nucleotide messenger RNA. Its product is annotated as secernin-3. Gene Ontology annotation, biological process: proteolysis. Gene Ontology annotation, molecular function: cysteine-type exopeptidase activity; dipeptidase activity. Bases 187 to 1386 code for a protein of 399 amino acids. The transcript has 6 exons. Lineage: Eukaryota; Metazoa; Arthropoda; Insecta; Lepidoptera; Pyralidae. The record is from RefSeq and is a predicted model, not a curated record.